AUGUUGCGCAUACCAAUCUGGGCCUCUGCUGUCCUUUGCUUCCUCGCGAGCGCGUCUGAGGCUGGACAUGCGAAUCUCCAUAACUAUGCGCCUGGCCUGAGCCGCCAUCAUGGCCAUCAGAACUUCCACCGAUCCGUUCCUGCAGUCGAGGAGAGAGGUGUAUCCUUUGUCGAGAAAAGAGGGGGCCAAUGCCAGUUCCCUACCGAUGCUGGACUGGUGUCUGUCACUCCAAAUGAGCAGAACGCUGGCUGGGCCAUGAGCCCUGACCAACCUUGCAAGCCGGGUAGCUACUGUCCUUAUGCUUGCCCGCCUGGACAAGUGAUGGCACAAUGGGACCCUGACGCGACCUCAUACUCUUAUCCUGCAUCGAUGAAUGGUGGCCUUUACUGUGACAAGAGCGGGAAAAUCUCCAAGCCUUUCCCUAACAAGCCCUACUGCGUUGAUGCAUCAGGUUCCGUCAAGGUUAAGAACAGCUGUGGAGGAGUUGUUUCUUUCUGCCAAACUGUUCUUCCAGGAAACGAGGCUAUGUUGAUCCCUACCAGCGUCCACGAUACCGCAGAUCUUGCCGUUCCCGAUCCUUCAUACUGGUGCUCUACCGCUGCCCACUACUACAUCAACCCUCCAGGCACGGACACUGACACUGCCUGUGUUUGGGGAACAAAUGCAAACCCAUGGGGUAACUGGUCGCCUUAUGUCAGUGGUGCUAAUGUCGAUGGGAGCGGACAGACCUUCCUCAAGCUCGGCUGGAACCCCAUCUACCUUGAACCCGCAACGCCGUUUAAAGACGAAAGCCCGAAGUUCGGUGUCAAGGUAGAGUGUGAAGGAUGUAAUGGGCUCCCUUGUGAAAUUGACCCGGCCAAAAACAAAGUCAAUGAGAUCACCGGCAGCGGAACUGACGGUGCUGGUGGUGCCGCUUUCUGCGUUGUAACUGUUCCAAAAGGUACUCAAGCUACUAUUGUUGUCUUUGAGGCAGGUAACAGCGGCGGAUCAGACGACAAAAAAGAUGAUAUCAAGGCACAAGACUACAAAUCAUCUUCAUCCGCCGCUCCGUCAUCCACGAAAGCUAGCGCAUCCUCGACCGCAGAACCAUCGACUACCUCCGCUUCAGCGUCGUCCACCUCAGAAUCCUCGCCGACCCCAACGUCAAGCUCUUCUUCCAACGCCUACAAGCCCUCGCCCCAUGUCUUCAUCGAAAGUCCUAGCUCGUCAAUUCAGCAUCCCACCAACGGCUCUUCGAUCAUCAUGCCAACUCCAACCAACUCCGGCAACUCUCCUACUCCAACUCAUAAUGCUGCAUCAGCUACCGCCAUCUCAGUUAUGAGCCUCACCCUCAGCUUCCUGAUUGUCUCGAUCGUUAUGAACUUUUAA
This is a messenger RNA of Arthroderma uncinatum, 1368 nucleotides long. RefSeq lists its product as uncharacterized. NCBI's taxonomy places the organism in Eukaryota, Fungi, Ascomycota, Eurotiomycetes, Onygenales, Arthrodermataceae. Bases 1 to 1368 code for a protein of 455 amino acids. The record is from RefSeq and is a predicted model, not a curated record. The transcript has 4 exons.